AUGGCUACAAUAAACGAUAUUGGAGUAGCAGCAGCAAUCAAUAUAGUCACAGCAUUCGCUUUCUUCAUAGCUUUUGCAAUAUUCAGGAUCCAACCAGUAAACGACAGAGUCUAUUUCCCUAAAUGGUACAUCAAGGGCUUAAGAACAAGCUCUAUACAAACCGGUGGCUUUGGAAGCAAGUUCAUCAAUCUAGACUUCAGGUCCUAUGUUAGAUUCCUUAAUUGGAUGCCUGAAGCACUUAAAAUGCCAGAGCCUGAGCUUGUAGACCACGCAGGUCUAGAUUCUGUUGUCUACUUGAGGAUCUACUUACUCGGACUCAAGAUCUUUUUCCCCAUAGCUUGUGUUGCUUUUACAGCAAUGGUCCCUGUUAAUUGGACAAACAAGGGGUUGGAUGGGUUAAAGCACUCGAAUAUAAGUUACAGUGAUAUUGAUAAACUGUCUUUGUCAAAUAUACCAAAUGGAUCACCAAGUAGAUUUUGGGUGCAUUUGUGUAUGGCCUAUGUAAUCACUUUCUGGACAUGCUUUAUGCUGAAAAGAGAGUACCAGAAUAUAGCUUUAAUGAGGCUACAAUUUCUUGCAAAUGAUGAAAGGAGACCUAACCAGUUCACUGUGCUGGUAAGAAACAUUCCUACAGAUCCUCAUGAAUCAAUCUGUGAACUUGUUGAGCAUUUCUUUAAAGUCAACCAUCCAGAUCACUACCUCACUUUCCAGGCAGUCCACGAUGCAAGCAAACUCUCUGAACUGGUUCAGACGAGGAAACAAAUGCAGAACCUGCUAGAUUACAAUCUCAACAAACACACAAGAACGCUAUCUAAAAGGCCAGUGAUAAAGAUGGGUUUUCUUGGCUGUUGCGGUGAAGAAGUUGAUGGAAUCAAGUACUACACAUCCAUGGUCGAGAGUCUAACAAGAGAAAUAAUUGAGGAGAAAGAUAAGUUAAGGACCGGCACAAAGUCCAUAGUGCCUGCAGCUUUUGUAUCUUUCAAGAGCCGCUGGGGAGCAGCGGUUUGUGCUCAAACUCAACAGUCAAGAGACCCAACGGAAUGGCUAACCGAGUGGGCUGCAGAGCCACGUGACAUCUACUAUGACAAUCUUGCAUUGCCGUACGUCGACCUUAAGAUUAGAAGGAUCAUUGUAGCCGUCGCUUACUUCUUCCUCACCUUCUUCUUCAUGAUCCCAAUAGCUUUUGUACAGUCACUCGCCAACAUCGAAGGGAUAGAGAAGGCUUUCCCUUUCUUGAAGCCACUCAUAGAAGUGAAAUUGUUAAAGUCGAUCAUCCAAGGUUUCCUUCCUGGUAUCGCAUUGAAGAUCUUUCUCAUGUUCCUCCCAAGAAUAUUGAUGCAAAUGUCCAAGUUCGAAGGUUUUGUCAGCACGUCCUCAUUAGAAAGAAGAGCCGCAAGUAGGUUCUACAUGUUCCAGUUCAUCAACGUUUUCCUCGGAAGCAUAGUCACUGGAACUGCGUUUCAACAGCUCAACAAAUUCCUUAACCAGUCUGCAAACGAUAUUCCAAAGACAAUUGGCGUCUCCAUUCCUAUGAAAGCGACCUUCUUUAUAACAUACAUAAUGGUGGAUGGAUGGGCAGGUGUUGCUGGGGAGAUUCUGAGGUUGAAGCCGCUCAUAAUCUAUCACUUAAAGAACUCUUUCCUCGUGAGAACAGAGAAAGAUAGAGAAGAAGCAACUGAUCCUGGAACCAUUGGAUUCAACACUGGAGAGCCUCAAAUACAACUCUACUUCCUUCUCGGUCUAGUUUACGCAGCAGUCAGCCCCAUCCUUCUUCCCUUCAUCAUCGUCUUCUUCGGUUUGGCUUAUGUAGUGUACCGUCAUCAGGUCAUAAAUGUGUACAACCAAAAGUAUGAGAGUGCAGGGAAGUUCUGGCCUGAUGUUCACAGGCGUGUUGUGACCGCACUGAUCGUUUCGCAGCUGCUCUUGAUGGGUCUUCUAAGCACCAAACAAGCUUCUAAGUCCACUCCUUUGCUUCUUGUGCUUCCGGUGCUGACCAUUGGGUUCCACAUCCACUGCAAAGGCCGUUACCAACCUGCUUUUGUCACAUACCCUCUACAGGAAGCCAUGAUCAAAGAUACACUGGAACGCACACGAGAGCCAGACCUAAACCUCAAGGCUUUCUUUAGAAAUGCGUACGCCCACCCGGAGUUCAGGGUUGGAGAGAAUCUAGAGCUAGAGAUGGCCGUGGAGAAGCCUGAUAAGUUACCUGAGUUAGUAGCCACUAAGCGUGGCUCAUGGAGGAACACUCCUUUGCCUAGCAAACAUAACAGCCCUUAUUCACCCUGA
Molecule: messenger RNA, 2286 nt
Organism: Microthlaspi erraticum
Lineage: Eukaryota; Viridiplantae; Streptophyta; Magnoliopsida; Brassicales; Brassicaceae
Source: the annotation of a GenBank genome assembly